AUGUACACCCUUGAAGAAGUUCAUAAUCAUAAUAAGCCAGACGAUGUCUGGAUUAUUCUGCACAACAAAGUCUACGAUGUCACCAAAUACCUCGAAGACCACCCUGGUGGCAGUGCCAUCUUGAUUGGGGUCGCUGGCACAGAUGCUACCGAGGCAUUCGAAGAGACAGGUCAUUCUGACGAAGCUCGUGAGGAGUUGGAACAAUAUUAUGUUGGCGACCUGCCGUCAGAGGAACAUGCCGAAUCAAUUCAGGUCUACCGUCCUACGUUUGAGAAAGUCGCACAAGCCGCCGUUGUAUCUGUCAAGCCCUCACCUAGCCGUGUUCCCUCGCUGGUUCUCUCAUUGCUCAAACUUGGCAUGACUGGCGCUUUAGGGGGAGUGGCUUUUGCCGGCUACAGCAACGGAUGGGGACAAUUUGCCCCGAUCCUCAAGAAGCUGUCGGAAAGUGUCUCAACUAUUCUGUCCAACCGCCUGAACUCCGGUCAGUUCUGGUCCGGAUUCGGAAUCGCCAGUGUCGCCCAACUGUCCAUCACCCUUGGAGUGACAAUGUGGAUUUCAUCCAAGUUGGACGUCCAGCAAGAGUUUACUCAUCACUUGCCUCACCGCACAUCUCGGUCCGACAGACUUAUCUUCCGCAAGAAAACAUCAUCAACCGUCAAGAAGGCUCCCACCAAGACCCUUUUUACAAAGCCCCUCGACCCGCGCCAGUUUAAGAGCUUCCCUCUGACCCACAAAGAAGUCGUCUCUCCCAACGUGUACCGAUUCACCUUUGGCCUCCCCAACACAGACGAUAUCCUCGGUCUCCCAACAGGCCAGCAUAUUGCUCUGCGCGCCACUAUCAAUGGAAAGAGCGUCUCCCGUUCCUACACACCCGUCUCCAACAACAUCGAUCUAGGACGCAUCGAGCUCCUAGUUAAGGUAUACCCCCAGGGCCAGAUGACCAAGCACCUCGAGCAAAUGAACAUCGGCGACACUAUCGAGAUCCGUGGCCCCAAGGGCGCAAUGCAAUAUACCACCUCAUACGCAAACCACAUUGGUAUGAUCGCUGGUGGUACUGGUAUAACCCCCAUGUACCAGCUCAUCCGGGCGAUCUGUGACAACAAGGCCGAUACUACCAAGAUGAGCUUGCUGUAUGCAAGUAACAGGGAGGAGGAUAUUUUGCUACGCAAGGAGCUGGACGACUUUGCUCGUGAGAAUCCGCAUAAGUUCUCUGUGCAGUAUGUGCUUUCACAGGCUGGUGAGGAUUGGACUGGUCAUCGUGGUUUUAUCUCGCAGGAUCUGAUUCAAAGCUACUUGCCGCCUGCCGGUGAGGACAGCAAGAUGUUGCUGUGUGGCCCGCCACCUAUGAUUAAUGCGAUGAAGAAGAUUCUCCCUGGAAUGGGCUGGAAUGAUCCUAGUGCUGUGUCCAAGGCUACGGAUCAGGUCUUCCUGUUCUAA
Molecule: messenger RNA, 1437 nt
Organism: Penicillium mononematosum
Lineage: Eukaryota; Fungi; Ascomycota; Eurotiomycetes; Eurotiales; Aspergillaceae
Product: Cytochrome b5
Exons: 2
Coding region: 1-1437 (478 amino acids)
Cellular component (GO): endoplasmic reticulum
Molecular function (GO): heme binding; oxidoreductase activity
Source: RefSeq, a predicted model, not a curated record